Messenger RNA from Exophiala oligosperma, 1330 nucleotides. RefSeq lists its product as uncharacterized. Gene Ontology annotation, cellular component: mitochondrion. The transcript has 3 exons. The record is from RefSeq and is a predicted model, not a curated record. Gene Ontology annotation, molecular function: oxidoreductase activity; molybdenum ion binding. Lineage: Eukaryota; Fungi; Ascomycota; Eurotiomycetes; Chaetothyriales; Herpotrichiellaceae. The coding region runs from base 114 to 1220 and encodes 368 amino acids.
CGGCCAUUUGUUUUCUCCUAGGAAUCGAAUAGGCCGUGGGUUCGGGCUUUACGCAACGGUAAGCUAACUUAGCUGGGGGAAACGAAAGACUGCACCUUACAUAGUUGCACCUAAUGCAGAAACAAGGAGAGGGCUCGGUCAAUGAGCCAAUUAAUAGAGAACCGAAGCCACAGACUUUAAUCGCUAAUUUCUUAACACCAAUUGGGGAUGCAUGCUAUGACCGUAAUCAUGGUCCCAUACUGCAUCUUUCGAUCGAAAAUCACCGAGUCGUCGUGGACGGCCUCGUCGCACAGGCGCUCAACUUGUCCAUGACCGAGCUGAAAGAAAAUUUCUCUCAGCACACCGUCACCUGUGCUCUGCAAUGUGCGGGCAAUAGACGUCACUCGAUGCGAACAAGAAUAAAAGAAGUGCAAGGCAUCGAUUGGUUCGAUGCUGCCAUCCUGAACGCACAAUGGACUGGUCCGCUACUACGAGAUAUUUUGAUACGGGCAGGAGUGCAAGAUGGUCAGAAUACGGAUCUGCAUGUGCAUUUAGCGAGUACUCGGACGAAGGUACAAGACGAUGAGUGGUAUGGCUCAAGUAUUCCUUUGGCUAUGGCGCUGGACGAGGGAAGGGAGGCAGUUUUAGCUUUGAAGAUGAACGGAGAACCUCUACCAGGUAACCAUGGUUUCCCCGUACGCGCCAUCAUACCAGGCAUCAUCGGGGCGAGGAGUGUGAAGUGGAUAGAUAGGAUCACUGUGGCUGAGACAGAGACUUCCAACUUUUACCAACAGCGUGAUUACAAGGUCCUGCCUCCCGAUGCAACGGAUACGGAAUCAGCAGCCAAGUUUUGGGAGACAGUGCCGCCAAUGAUGGAGAAUGUCAUCAAUUCGGUGGUCAUCGUUCCAAAUGACGAUGACACAAUCGAGCGUUCCGAUGAGGGAACGAUUACGAUCAAAGGAUAUGCAGUUCCGCAAGGGGAACACGGCCCUGUGGUCAAAGUAGAGGUAAGUUGCGACGACGGUGCUAGCUGGACGGAAGCUAGGCUUGGGUUUAAACAGAAGUGGAGUUGGGUGCUUUGGGAGGCAGUUGUUCGAGUCGACCCGGGAGAUGGGGUGCGUAUCUUUAGCAGGGCGACAGAUGAGGGCGGGAAUUCGCAGACAGAGCACAGAAGCCGGUGGAACUUACGAGGCGUAGGUUACAACGGUUAUGAAAGUCGCACAGGGGUGAAGAUUCUGUGAACAAGGGGAGACUGCGCCACUUGAGUAGGAAUUUACAUAGAUCACAAAUAGUGAGAAUCUCUCAUUCUAUGCAGCGUUAGUAUUUGGAGAUAACGUAUGGUACAGGCACG